AUGCCAUCCAACACUGGCGCGACCCAUGCCCACACGGACGCGAUGCUGAUGAUUGUCGACAAAACCCUCGCUCGGCGGCGAUACUUUCGAGAGAAGCAGCGCGAGCAUCGCCGCAAGGUUUAUGCUGACGAGGCGGUUGUCAAAGCACAGUACGAGCACCUUCAGUCGGUCCUUGACAACCUUCAAGCAGGCAGGCCGUCGUCAGUGGCGCCGCGUGAAGCAAGCGAUGGUCCGUUGUCCUGGCAUUCCGUUGCUACCGUGUUCAAAAGAGAAGCCCAUCGUGUCUUGAAGGACCGCCAGUCCCUGGUCACUCAAACGCAAGAGUAUCAAUCCCUCAUCCAGGCCAUGCAACGCUUUGCCAUGAUGAACAUUCCGCCGCCCAUGUCCCGCAGCAAUGACGUGUGGCACAGUGCGACGUUGGUGGCCGACCCGAGUGCUCGAAACCUGGGCAAGGAGUGGCUCACGCAGCAAAUGUACCACAACAUGCACGAGCCGUUAGCGUUGCUCCCUGCCGUGAAAAAUGAAGAGGAGUUUGUCCAAUUUGAAUUUCAAUCGUCGGACGAGCGCGACGACCUCUUUACGUGCAUGGAUCGGGUACAGUUUACGUGGCCAGGAACGAUCCAAAUGUUUCGACGCCUGGUCGAGACCAACAUGAAGGCGGUGGUGGAAGAGAUGACAUCCAACACUCGCCUGUUUCACACGAUCACUCCUAAAGGAACGUUCGUGAACUUGCUCCAAGGACACUUCGUCGAAGCAGAUCGGUUCGUCAUGGUCAUGCGGCAAGUCGAACACGACGAAACAUAUCUAUGCCACCCCCUCCAGAAGCAGCAGCACGACAUGUCGUGGACCGAGGUGCGGCAAGUAUCGCCAACACACAUCUUGCUGCGCUCAGUCGGCCGUGUGUCGCACAUAUUUCGACCCACCACCGGGUUUUUGAGUGUGGACGAGUUCGCGGCGUUGAGGAGCGUCGAUGUGACGGGCAUCCAAGACGACCAGAAGGAUGAGUACGUGCGGCGCGAAAUGACCCGACGGUGGUAUGCGGGGUUCUUGCCUUCGAGAAAACGUUUCAUGGACUUGAUGCACCAGAGCGCGAUAAGCUAA
Molecule: messenger RNA, 1101 nt
Organism: Aphanomyces astaci
Lineage: Eukaryota; Oomycota; Saprolegniomycetes; Saprolegniales; Verrucalvaceae
Exons: 4
Coding region: 1-1101 (366 amino acids)
Source: RefSeq, a predicted model, not a curated record